Messenger RNA from Hydractinia symbiolongicarpus, 942 nucleotides. RefSeq names its product GATA zinc finger domain-containing protein 14-like. The transcript is spliced from 2 exons. Lineage: Eukaryota; Metazoa; Cnidaria; Hydrozoa; Anthoathecata; Hydractiniidae. The record is from RefSeq and is a predicted model, not a curated record. Bases 1 to 942 code for a protein of 313 amino acids.
AUGGCGGCGACGGACGUGAAAACGGACGAGGAAAAUAUUUUUAACAAAAUGCUUGAGGAUAUUAAUAAAGAGAUGAAUAUUGAACAUAAUAAUGUAACUGUUAAAAAAGGCGUAUAUAAAGAGCUCAAUACAACUUUAAAUGCAGAAGAUUUUAGCGAUAAGCACUAUGAAAAAACUAGAUACAGCGCACUGAGAGAUUCUAUCCUUGAAGACGUAAAAGGUGAGAUAAACACUCUUAUCUCAAAUCAAAUUUCAAAACUUGUCAAUAAUUGUUCAGUUGCUCAUAAGGUCGACCAAACGGAUAAACUGGAAUCAAAUUUAUUAAAAGAAAUUCAGUUUUUGCGACAAGAAAUACAAAUUAAUAAAAAAAAUAUAAAUAGAAGCACAAUCAUUAGCAACAACAAUGAAGCUGUUAGUCGCCAUAACAACCAAAGCUUUGUUCAUCGAAAUCGAUUUGAACAUCUGUAUAAUGAGAAUAAUGAUCACUCUGAAAUAACAGAAAGUUUUAGAGGUGAUACUUAUAAUAAUAAUAACUUUAUACAUAAUAAUGAGGAACUAAUUGUACAUAAUAAUGAAGACAAAAUUGUACAUAAUAAUAAAGAAAACACUUCAACAAAAAGUCAAUCACUUAAUAACGCUAAUAACAUUAUUAACACUAAAAAAAUUACAUGUAUACUAGGAGACAGUAUAAUAAAAGGCAUCAACGGUUACAAGAUGACCAAAUCCCUUGAGUACAACCAAAACAAGAGAGUUAUACUAAAAUCCUUUCCUGGAGCUACGACAGAAGACAUGUAUGAAUACGUCAAACCAACCAUGAAGAAAAAGCCAGAUAACAUCAUCCUUUAUGUUGGCACAAAUGAUCUUUCUAGAAACGUAGCACCAGAGGUUAUAGCUAACGAUAUAAUUAAUUUAGCAACAUCAUUGAUUUACUCGAAUGUCUGA